GUCACAGAGAGAAAAAGGUCCUUAAUUGCAAAGCAGAGGUGAGCUAGGUGUUCUUGAGAUGAGUUUCUAGAGAAAACCUCCGUCUUUCAUCAAUUGGCUGGGAGUAAAGGUAGGGGUUAAUUGGCAAAUACCAAACAAAUGAAAAGGCUUUAAAUUGUGAGCCUCUGUGGCUCUCUCUCUCUCUCUCUCUAUAUAUAGAGUAGUUAGUGGGAAGUGAAUGGUGGCAUUGAAGGUAGGUGAGUGAUCAUGAUGAUGAUAUUCCAAGUGCAUAUUGUUGGGUGGGAUUGAUUCAAGUUGGUUCUUUCUUGGUAGCUCUUCUUUACUCUCUUCAGUACUUAAUUUGAGCUAGCUACCACUGCACUGCUCUUAAUUUUGGGCAAAGGAAAACAAAAGAAAAUUAAGAAUGAGCUACUUGGGUGUGGGUGUUAGUCCUGGGAAUGUCCCAGUGUCUCACAGCAGCAGCACCACAAAUCUAAAAGUGAUCGAUCGGAGAGUGAGGGUGGCAGAGUUGGUCUUGAGGUUUCUCAUCUGUGGUCUCGGACUUGCCGCUGCUCUUCUUGUGGCCACUGAUACUCAGGUCAAAGAGAUCUUCAUGAUCAAGAAGAAGGCCAAGUUCACGGACAUGAAGGCCCUUGUGUUUUUGGUGAUAGCCAAUGGAAUAGCUGCUGCUUACUCUUUGCUGCAAGCACUGCGCUGUGUUAUGAGCAUGGUUAGAGGAAAUGUUCUCUUCAGCAAGCCCUUAGCUUGGAUUAUAUUCUCAGCUGAUCAGGUGAUGGCAUAUGUGGCUGUGGCUGCAAUAGGAGCUGCGGCACAGUCUGCGGCCUUGGCCAAGUUGGGGCAGUCGGAGCUACAAUGGAUGAAGAUCUGCAACAUGUAUGACAAGUUCUGCAACCAAGUUGGGGAGGGAAUUGCGAGCGCGGUGAUAGUUGGCCUCAGCACAAUCCUCAUCUCUUGCAUUUCUGCUUUCAAUCUCUUCCGAUUGUAUGGUGGCAACAAGAACAAGAGCAGCUCCAGGUGGUAGUAGGUCGGAGGGAUCAUCACUUUUGUCUAUUAUACAUAGCAACUACCAACCACCAACUACUUGUGUAACUAGAAGCUUUACUGCUCUACCUACUUGAUCGUUUACUCACCCUUCAAAUCCAUUGGUAUAUUGACCAUUGCCCUUCUUAUGUGUGAUGAGCUUAUACUGAUGAAUGAUGAUCAUGUAAGUUUAGGCUUUUGGCUACCUUUAAAUUUCAUAAUAAUGUGAGCUCAAGUUUUUUGUGUAGAGUGAGUUUGUUCCAUGUAUUUACUUUUCCAGUUAAUAAUUC
Messenger RNA from Rosa rugosa (rugosa rose), 1310 nucleotides. RefSeq names its product CASP-like protein 2B1. The transcript has 3 exons. The coding region runs from base 404 to 1021 and encodes 205 amino acids. The record is from RefSeq and is a predicted model, not a curated record. Lineage: Eukaryota; Viridiplantae; Streptophyta; Magnoliopsida; Rosales; Rosaceae.